AUGGCUUCUGUGCCCACCACCUGGUGCUCCGUUGCUCUAGCCCUGCUUGUGGCCCUGCACGAAGGGAAGGGCCAGGCUGCUGCCACUCAGGAGCAGCCAGCGCUCUCGCCCCAUGCCCAAGGCGCCCACCUGCGGUUCCGCCGCUGCUCCUGCAGCUCCUGGCUUGACAAGGAGUGCGUCUACUUCUGCCACCUGGACAUCAUCUGGGUGAACACUCCCGGACAGACAGCUCCUUACGGCCUGGGAAACCCGCCAAGGCGCCGGCGCCGCUCCCUGCCAAGGCGCUGUGAGUGCUCCAGCACCAAGGACUCUGCCUGUACCACCUUCUGCCAUCAGACACCUUGGGCUGAAGCCGGGUCAGUCCUAAGCAGCCAGUCCCCUGCAGAUGUGUUGCAGACUAGAAAGGCGUGGGCCAAAGAAGGAGAGCUCCUCCAGAGACUAAGGGACAUCUCUGCUGCCAAGAUCCGCUCUGCCAGGCGUCAGCGGGAGGCAACAAGGGAGCCCAAGCCAGCCCACUCCAGGUGGAGGAAGAGAUAG
Messenger RNA from Urocitellus parryii (Arctic ground squirrel), 537 nucleotides. It is a transcript of the gene Edn2, whose product is annotated as endothelin 2. Gene Ontology annotation, biological process: vein smooth muscle contraction; intracellular calcium ion homeostasis; regulation of vasoconstriction. Gene Ontology annotation, molecular function: hormone activity; endothelin B receptor binding. Gene Ontology annotation, cellular component: extracellular region. The record is from RefSeq and is a predicted model, not a curated record. NCBI's taxonomy places the organism in Eukaryota, Metazoa, Chordata, Mammalia, Rodentia, Sciuridae.